Molecule: messenger RNA, 4738 nt
Organism: Plodia interpunctella (Indianmeal moth)
Lineage: Eukaryota; Metazoa; Arthropoda; Insecta; Lepidoptera; Pyralidae
Gene: krimp
Product: krimper
Exons: 16
Coding region: 112-2232 (706 amino acids)
Biological process (GO): spermatogenesis; piRNA processing; P granule organization
Cellular component (GO): P granule
Molecular function (GO): metal ion binding
Source: RefSeq, a predicted model, not a curated record
GUCAAAUAAAACAAAAUCUGAAAAAGUAGCGACGUGAGUGUUGGGAGAACAUACAGAGAAAAACUUUGUUUCUUCUUCUUGAAUUAAAAAUUAUCGCAAUCAGCCAUUUUUAUGGUGCUCACACGUGAAAAUAAUUCGACAAAUAUGAGUUUUGUGGAUUUGGCGACCCUGACUCUCCAUCGAAGGAAUGAAUUGGAAACACGGAUAAACUCCUUUCUCGAAAAAAGUGAUCAAGCUAUAAAUUAUAUUAAAAAAUUAGAAUUGCAGGCACAGAGUCUAGUGCAGUAUCUGAACUGUGAGCCAUCAGAGCUAAAGGAUCAGUUCCUGUCCUGCAUGCGUCAGCUGGAUGAGUACAUUUACCACAUUACCGACAUCAAUCUUGCUCUUGGUAAACUAGAAGAGACACAAAAUGUGGACUUUACUCCAGUCCUGGACAUAACAAGCAAAUCGGUGCAGAGGCCAAGAUCGUCUACAUUCAACAUCAUAGAUGUCCUCAGUGACUCGACACCGUCCCAACCAAUGGUUUGCCAAAACCUCUGUCCUACGAAGAUAGUGAAGAAAGUGAAGACCCCAAAGCAAGAACAGGUGCUAAUAGAAUUCUCCAGCACGUCGUGUUCUUCGGAAAGUGUGCCGGUGAAUAAGUGUGAGGAUAAGGAGGUGCAGUGUGAAGUUAUGGCUGAUUUUGAGAACCUGACAAUGAAUGAAGGUUCAAUAGUCAGCGGAUGCAAUCUGCCAGCGCAAUCCAUACUGCAGAACGAACACAUGUACCCGGCAACCAUCAUGAGCGUGGAUGGAGGCUCUUUCUGGCUCAUCACUGAAGACCCUGACAUUGUGUGCCAGCUAAUGAAAGACAUGACGGAGUACUACAAGGCAUGCCCCGUCAUUUUGUCUAUGAAGGAAGUGACAUCACUGCACUACUGCGCCUUGUACGACGAGGAGAGUAGCGCAUACUACCGCGGCUUCUUCAUCAAGCUCAUUGAUGAUCUAGCGGAGGUGUUCCUAGUGGACACGGGUGAGCUGCGCACCGCGGCCAUAGACUGCGUGCAGCCGCUGGCGCCGCAGUUCUGUGACGUGGCGCCCUACGCGCGCUGCUGCCAUCUAGCGGGGAUAGACACAAUGGGCGGCGACUCCCAGGACCUGAUGUUGCGGCUGGAGCAGUUCAUGAAGAACUACGUCGGCGUCCAGUGCCACAUACAAGUUGACGACAACUCAUCGGAAUCCCUAGGCGUGUACGUGAUAAUAAAUUCAAAGGAAUCCCUCAAUGAACUCAUGGUGCAAGAGCUGGCUUUAAUUGAAAAGGGUCUGAAGUCAGAAACGAAGGCGACCCAGGGCCCCCCAGAACUGGUGGACAGCAAUAUCGAAAUCCUGAACUGCCCAGAGUACGAAGACCCCGUGGAGGCGGUCACGGGCUACCACAACCGCGACGAAGCCGACAUUUGCAAACACUACAAGGGCGGGCCCGACAAAACUUGCUUCAAGGGCGCGCGCUGCAAGAAGAAACACGUCGUCAAGAACCCAGAUGGGUGGACUUUAGACAAAGUUGAUGCGUUCGUGUGCAGGUCUUUGCCGUUGCCUGCCCCUGACACCUGGCACAAGGUCGUGGUGACUUGCGUGUGCCACUACAACCGGGUUUAUGUGCAAUUUGUGAACGAGACAGAGGAGCCAACAGUGCCAAGUUUCGGAGUGGUUCUACCGCCCACCACAUUGUCCGCUUUAGUCCGAGAUAUGAACAGUCCAGCGUCGCGGAUGGCAUACAAACCUUUAACGACAAUGCCCGCACUGGGUGAGAUGGUGGCAGCGUUGUACCCACUGGACGAGAACUGGUAUCGUGCGCGCGUCGUCAACUACUGCAGGGCCGACCAGAAUGUUGAGGUGAUGUACGUAGACUACGGCAACGUCGUCUGGGUGAAGGAAAACGAGAUUCGGGCGUUGAACCCUUGCUGGGCCUCUCUCCCGGCGCAGGCGCUGCGCGCGCGCCUGGCGGGCGUCAGCGCGCGCGCGCGCGCGCACUGCGCGCUCUGGGCGCGCGCCAAGCGCGAGCUGCAGCUGCUCGUGCACCAGCGACAGCUGCAGCUGCAUGUGGUAGGCCGCGAUUACGACGAAAUAACAGUGGAGCUAUUCGACGACGAAAAAAAUAUAGCCGAGGAACUCGCCAAGUCGGAAACCGUGGAGCUUGAGGACUACUCCAUUGAAGACGACACUAAUAUCACCCAAAAAUUGGUCGUCCCCUGAUAUGAGGACGAAUGUGCUUUUGUAAGAAAACAAAAAAGAAGACAAUUCAUUCUCUGGCACAAUUUAAAUUUAAUAUUAAGUUUCGAUAUCGAAUAAUUUGAUUCCUUUUCUGAAGAAAUGUUGAUCUUUGAACAGCCGUUUUCAUAAUAAGAACAUCUUUUUUUAAUGCUAUGCACACACUGCACACUUCCGCUCUUUUCUAACAAAUAAAAAACAAUAUUUUGUCGAUAUCAUUACCUAUUUUCUGAGUAUUUGAUUAGGCUCUUGGAAAGACAUAAAAAUAUUUUUUUAAUCAUAAAUGUUCGUUAUAUAAAAUACUAUAUUUCAAUAAAUAAAAAAAAUCAUUUCACCCCGAGGUCCGGGAGAGUGAUCGGUCUAUCGACUCGUCACGAUAAGAAAAAAUCGAGUAAACUUUCGAAUAACGUUGACAAAAUUUGAGAUUAUUCCAUUUUUUACGACUGAUCUGUGAUGAGAUCUGCUAAGCAGUUAUUUUUGUAAAACCUAUAAAUGAGGUGACAAUAUUGGCAUUAUAAUCCUAAUAUAUACGUUAAGUAAUAUACAUUAGAUUAGUCAGUUAUGUUGAUUUGACAUGGUUUAUUCAAUAGACCAUUGUAUCGGUGUAGCUUCAUUUUUACAUUUAAAAAAGUCAAUUUUACGCACAAUUAUUUUCUACCAUAACUUCAAAAGCUGUAGAGAGCAAUUGCACGCUUAAACAAAUACUGAAGUUACAUUUGGUACUUCAUUUGAAAAUAUGAUUAUGUAUAACGAAUGAAUGGUAUUUGAUUUGAAUUACAAACCAAUCGGAAUCUAAAAUAGUUUCAAUAAAAUGUACCGGUGUAAAACUAAUUCAAGUUAUCAAAUCUCUUAACGCCGAUAUCUGUGACGUUAUAAAAAGGCUAUAUGCAUUAUCAUAUAGCACAAAAAGCCUUGGCUGUGUAGGUUUAUGUAAUACGAGUAUAUAAUUAGUUGUACAGAGGAUAGGUAGGUAUAUAUCUUUUUAUACUUAUAUUUGCAAGCUGUUAUGUUUCAUGUGAAUCAAAAUUUUGUUGUAUACAUAAGUGUAUCUUGUUUAUCACGUUCAAACAGUCAUGUAAGUAAUUUAAGUUUUGAUUAUUAGUGAGAUCUCUAGAUCAUCUGUCAUUAUGAUAUCUGCAGGAAUGUACCAAACAAGGUUAGCAUCUAUAGAUCAACAAAAAAUCCCAUCUCAUGGAAUCUAUGUGGCGUAUUGAACUUAGUUAUUUUCCGCAAAUCUUAUGGCCGGUACACACCGAGUGCAUGCGCGUUUCCAUAUUUUAUGGAAUGGUGACACAUACACGCGUGCACAUUUCCAUACAAUCGUGCUGCAUACGUACUGCACACGGAUUUAGUGUGCACGAGCCUUUAAGACCGCAGCCCUCUGUCGUCCUCCGUUGUUUUAACGUCUGUCGACAAUUUGGAGGUUCGACGUACGUCGACACACGUCAGUGUAACGGAGAAUGUGACGCCAGGAGGAUUGGAACCGGACCCUUAGGUCACACAGUAACAAAAUGUACAAAUUGAGUAUAUAAAAUGUUGAUACUGUUGGUCAAUUUUUCUCUGACACAAAAUCUGAUUAUGGAUUUUAAAUAUUUAAUUUCAAUAUUGUGUGUCCGGUCUUCAGUCUAAGACAAACUAGUCAGUAAGGCAAUAAAUAUUAUGUAUGUAUAUUUUAUAUAUGUGUAUGUUUGUAAAAUUUUGCCUGUGAUAUUGUUAGAUCGUAGUAUGACGCAGACCAGACAGAAAAAUACGGAUUUUGCAUGCGUAUCGGAUAUCGGAAAUAGGCUCCGACGCCGAAUUACUGAGGAAAAUACCGGGAAAACUCUCAGAUGAGAGUGAGUUGGUGGAGAGUGGUGGACCUGACCGACGCCCGAUACGUACUUAGUAAUAUUCUAAUUCCAUGUUUCCGUGUAAUUAUGUCCGAAUAUAAUGUUGUCAAAUUGUAUCCAAGCCGUACGGAUGUUGUUUUUGCGUAAAACAACAUCCGUACGUUGUCACAAACCUUCCGGGGACGUGCGCGCCAUUUUGUAUUUGUGGCGUUACGAUUCCAUAUAGAAUAAGCAGUCGCUGUGUACCGGCCUUUAGUCCAUUGCUUUAGUGGAGAACGGAUAUAGAAAGUAGGUAAUCGCUUAUUAAGUCAAGAGUUUAUUAAAUAUACUUUAUCAAAUUGUUAGAUAUUAUUAGUAUUAAGUUCUAAUGAAUGUUGACAGUUGAGAAUUUCCGUGUAAUAACGGGAUACAAAGGAAGGUUAACACGUUGAGUGUUACCAAUUCGCAAUACAUACAUUUUCCUAACAACAAAAAUAUGCAGCAUAUUUUUUCAGCAAUGAAAGUGAGUUUAUCCAUCACCUACCACAGUAAUAAAUUUCAUUUAAAUAUGUCUAGCAAUUUUUGAUGUAUAAAUGGUGUAACCAACCUGACUUUGUUUUACAAAGAAUAGUAUUAUUGUUAAGAGCAGCGUCUUAUUAUAAUAAAAAUAUUUUUCGAAUAUA